Struthio camelus australis is the source of this 1320-nucleotide messenger RNA. It is a transcript of the gene TSPAN15, whose product is annotated as tetraspanin 15. Lineage: Eukaryota; Metazoa; Chordata; Aves; Struthioniformes; Struthionidae. Gene Ontology annotation, cellular component: plasma membrane. The record is from RefSeq and is a predicted model, not a curated record.
GGCCAGAUAAUUUUUCCUGUGAGCACAGCGCGGACUGCCAAGUUCGGAGCCGUCGCGAAGGAUGCAGGAUGUAAACAGCACGUAUCUUUGUGGGCUACCUAGGCACGAGGCGCAUUUCCAUCCGUAGUCGCAGGAAGGGAGAGAGCAGCCGGCGCUGCCGGGGCCGAGCACCUCGUCCAGGCGGCACCAGUUGCGUCUGGUUGACGCUGUUGGUUUGAGCCCCAGCGGAGCUUUAAAACCUUGCGGUUAGUACUUCAAAGCGUGAGAGAUAACGAAAGCCUAAGCACCGCUUGCGAGGAAGGAGGAUUUUGGUUGCGUACCUCGGUUUUCCCUCCUGUAAUAGCUUUCGGUGCCACGAAGCCCGUAGAUGAUUGGCGCAUUUGUUCUCGGUGUUGGAAUUUAUGCAGAAGUUGAAAGGCAGAAGUACAAGACCCUGGAAAGUGCCUUUCUAGCUCCAGCUAUUAUUUUAAUCCUUUUGGGUAUUAUAAUGUUCCUUGUAUCUUUUGUGGGCGUACUGGCUUCUUUAAGAGACAAUUUAUGCCUUCUUCAAGCAUUUAUGUACAUCCUUGGUAUUUGUUUGCUGAUUGAACUGACUGGUGGAGUUGUGGCACUGAUCUUCAGAAAUCAGACAAUCGACUUUCUGAACGAUAACAUAAGAAGAGGAAUUGAGAAUUACUACGAUGAUUUAGACUUCAAGAACAUAAUGGACUUUGUUCAAAAGAAGUUCAAGUGCUGCGGCGGGGAAGACUUUAAAGACUGGUCGCAGAACGCGUACCACGACUGUGCCGCGCCGGGACCGCUAGCCUGCGGAGUGCCCUACAGUUGCUGCGUCAGAAAUAAGACGGACAUCAUCAACACUAUGUGUGGAUACAAAACUCUUGACCAAGAGCGUCUGAGUGUUUAGCAGGUCAUAUAUGUCCGAGGAUGCAAAAAUGCAGUGCUUAUUUGGUUUUUAGACAACUACAGCAUCAUGGCUGGUGUCCUGCUUGGCAUAUUGUUACCACAGUUCCUUGGAGUGCUGCUGUCUUUGCUCUACAUAACUCGGGUAGAAGACAUCAUCGCUGAGCACAAGCUUGGUGAAAGACUGUUUGAAGGAGCGUGGCAGAGGUCCGAGCCGGAGUUUGCUGGAGCGGGCUGCUGUAUGUGUUAUCCCGGCUGACUUCGGAGACCUUAAGAAGCGAGUCGACCUGUCCUGGUUGGUACCUGCUUCUGCAGCUCUGGCAGGCUACGGGUGUAAUUAAUCUGCGCUAACCCUUUCAAGAACAGGACACCAAAAGCAGCGUCUGGACUCUCUCUCCCUUGGGAUCUUUUUAACGCCCU